Porites evermanni is the source of this 310-nucleotide messenger RNA. NCBI's taxonomy places the organism in Eukaryota, Metazoa, Cnidaria, Anthozoa, Scleractinia, Poritidae. The record is from the annotation of a GenBank genome assembly.
AUGACCUAUUUGAUAACCUUGAGAAAUUCUUGUUUUGGAAAAAGGUGUGGAAAAAGUCUUGAAUUUUGUAUCCAAAAUCUGUACAAACCCUGUAAACACCCAGCAAGUUUUGACACUUUCUUUCCAGUUAGUCUAAUGUGUUUUUCUAUAUUCAAAAACAUUUGUUACUAUCCUUCUCUUAAUAUAAAGAAUAAUAAUUAUAGUGUAGGAUUUUGGUUAGUAUAUUUAGCAGUAAAAUAUAGGUGAAAAGGAAAUAAAAUGUUUAGGUGUGUAGCAAUAAUUGGUAAGUUUUGCAAUAGUUUUAAAUUAA